AUGUCCAACGCACCUGGAGGGCAGCAGGCUGGCGAAUCUUGUACCAGGCAAUAAAUUGGCAAUAAAUUUCCUCAUGUCAUAGCUAAAAGCACAAACCCCUCUUGAGUUUUGUUUUGUUUUGUUUUUCCGGGGCCGGGGAGAUUAAAAGGCAACUGGUUUUCCACCGAGAGCCUUAUUACAGUUCUUUAUUUUUUUCUUUUUAAAUUUUUAUUGAUACAGCAAAAAAGAAAAAGAAAAAACACAAAUACCAAAUUGCACACAGGAAUAAGCAUAGACACAUAAUUUUCUUAACAAACGAUAAAACAUAUAUUGGUCUUAACACUAAAGACCCAACCUCCCAUCUAUUCCAUGUUUCGAUUUCAUAUUACUUAUUGCCAAUACACACUUUUAUCGUAAUUACAUUUUCCUAAAUAAUAUUGAAUUUCUUAUAUCCACCUUGCAACUAUUACUGAAGUUCAUUGAAUGCUGCAACAGAAUUUAAACUGCUAUAUCUAUUUUUCAAAUAUUCUUUGAAAACCUCCCAUUUUGAAACAAACUCCUGUUUUGAUUUAUUCUUUGUUUUUUCUUAUUACAGCCUUAUUACAGUUAUUACGCUGCAUAUAAUAUAUGGCACAUAUAUAAAAUCUCACUACAAACACUCUUGAAUAAGGAAUGGUUCAUAUGCGGCAAGGUUCAAAUAUAUGCAGGGGUGUCUUUAAAUCUUGCUGGGCAUGUUCCCACUGGCCUCAGUGGUACCUCUGGAAAAAGAUAGGGGGGGAAAUCAACAUUUUUUAAAAUAAAAAAAACCACUUUUUGAUUUGGAUAUGGCAGCCUAAAGUCAAAUUGGUUUGGUAGGGAGUGGUAAGUGUCGGGUUCCUGAUUGCUUUUAAAAUAAACCUACUGCAGAUUUAAUAAUAAUAAUAAUAAUAAUAAUAAUAAUAAUAAUAAUAAAAUAAUAAUAAUAAAAUAAUAAUAAUAAUAAUUAGAACCACUGAAUCAUAGAACUUAAAAGUUGCAGUGGAUUCAAAUGGACACCUAGAACAGUUUCCUGAGCCUCCUGCAAUUAUUAUUAAUAAUUACUUUUAUAAUAAUAGCUAUGAAUAAUAUUAUUAAUUAUUUGUUAUUUGUUAUUAUUCACAUCUAUGCUGAGAGCUGGUUUCGAACCGGCGGAGUAGUGUCUUUUUGGGCCGCCAUCUUGCAUUCAGAAAGAACCUGAUGCGCAGGCGCAGCUUCCGCACCACCCUAAUUAACCCAGAAGGCCGCCCUUGCCUCCCUCCCUCCCUUUCCCGCCGCUCAUUCUCUAGAUAGAGCGCUCCCAGCUCGGCCGCCAUCUUCGAUUCACAACGAGGCUACGCCCCAGCCCCGCCCCUCUGAGGUUACGCUUGCAAAGCCUCCUACCUUUCCUUAGAGGGCGCGAAUGUUACGUCACGGGAAUUGCCGGACUGGGACUUGCUGCGCCGCGCGACUCUAUGGCUCUCCAUGGCUUUAGAUAGGGCGUUUUCAGGACAGGCGCCAUCUUGGACCGAAAACGAGGCUGCUCGCUUCCUUUUGCACCGCCCGCUUCAACCGUCCCCCGAUUCUUCCCAGCCGGAGGCAAAGAGUGGAGUUUAGACGAGGGAGAAGCCGAGAAGUGGAGGGGCUUGGAGAUAAAAGGGGGUAAGGGGCCGGGUUGGAAACGGGGGGGGGGGGGGAGGAAGGUGUGCAAUGUGCAAUUUGGGCUUUGCAGAAAAUGUGCAAAGGCGGGGGGUUGCAAACUGGGAUCCUGCAAAAUACUCCCCCCCUAAAACAUCAAAAGAUCCCUGCGGCAUCCGGAUUCGACCCAGGGCCGGACUAAGACUUUUGCAAGCACCGCAAAAAUUUAUGCUGUGAGGCUCCCCGCCCCCUCCCAAUAUGUAAUUCAAAAUAAAAACAAAACAAAACGCUAAACUUUCGCAUGAUGAAUUCUGCAUAUAAGUUAAAUAAGCAGGGAGACAAUAUACAGCCUUGUCGUACUCCUUUCCCAAUUUUGAACCAAUCAGUUGUUCCAUAUCCAGUUCUAACUGUAGCUUCUUGUCCCACAUCCUGCAAAAUAAAAGGUAAAGGGACCCCUGACCAUUAGGUCCAGUCGUGGCCAACUCUGGGGUUGCGGCGCUCAUCUUGCUUUACUGGCCGAGGGAGCCGGCGUACAGCUUCCGGGUCAUGUGGCCAGCAGGACGAAGCCGCUUCUGGCGAACCAGAGCAGCGCACGGAAACGCCGUUUACCUUCCCGCCAGACCGGUACCUAUUUAUCUACUUGCACUUUUUGGAGUGCUUUCGAACUGCUAGGUUGGCAGGAGCAAGGACCAAGCAACGAGAGAUCACCCUGUCGUGGGGAUUUGAACCGCCAACCCUCUGAUUGGCAAGUCCUAGGCUCUGUGGUUCAACCCACAGCGCCACCCGCGUCCCUACCUGCAAAAUACUCCCCCCUUAAAACAUCAAAAGAUCCCUGCGGCAGCUGGAUUCGACCCAGGGCCGGACUAAGACAUUUGCAAGCACCUGGGAAAAUUAUGCUGCGAGGCUCCCUGCCCCUACCAAUAUGUAAUUCAAAAUAAAAACAAAACAAAACACUAAACUAAACUAAAUUCUGUUUUCCAAAAUGGCCCAAGGCUUACAUGUAUGCUGAAACGGGCAUGCAUGGAUGUCACGCGCAAAGCCGGGUUGGAUCUGAUUUCCUUGCAUUAUUUCGAUUUAAUGUUAGGACACCGUCCACCCCACCCCACUCCGGUUUAGGUGGGGAUAAGGAAUAAAAAGAGAGCAGAAAAAUGGGUGUAGAGUGGAGGGUUAGGAAGUCUUAAUGAAGUUCUGGUUUUUCCCUUCAUGAAUACUGGGAUGCAGACCCAAUAUCAAAUUCAUAAAAAUAAAAUAUAAAAUCCCAUUUUUCUCAUGUCCCUGCUUUUCUGGUGCCCUAAACAAGCAGCAAUCGCUGCCAGGUGGGCGGGGUAGAAAUAAUAAAUUAUUAUUAUUUAUUAUGGCAGUGAAUUCCACAACUAUCCAUGAGGAUUUGUUGUUGUUGUCAUUUAGUCGUUUCCGACUCUUCGUGACCCCCUGGACCAGAGCACACCAGGCCCUCCUGUCUUCACUGCCUCCCGCAGUUUGGUCAAACUCAUGUUGGUAGCUUCAAGAACACUGUCCCACCAUCUCGUCCUCUGCCGUCCCCUUCUCCUUGUGCCCUCCAUCUUUCCCAACAUCAGGGUCUUUUCCAGGGAGUCUUCUCUUCUCAUGAGGUGGCCAAAGUCUUGGAGCCUCAGCUUCAGGAUCUGUCCUUCCAGUGAGCACUCAGGGCUGAUUUCCUUCAGAAUGGAGAGGUUUGAUCUUCUUGCAGUCCAUGGGACUCUCAAGAGUCUCCUCCAGCACCAGAAUUCAAAAGCAUCCAUUCUUCGGCGAUCAGCCUUCUUGAUGGUCCAGCUCUCACUUCCAUACAUCACUACUGGGAAAACCAGAGCUUUAACUAUAGAGACCUUUGUUGGCAAGGUGAUGUCUCUGCUUUUCAAGAUGCUGUCUAGGUUUGUCAUUGCUUUUCUCCCAAGAAGCAGGCGUCUUUUAAUUUCGUGGCUGCUGUCACCAUCUGCAGUGAUCAUGGAGCCCAAGAAAGUAAAAUCUCUCACUGCCUCCAUUUCUUCUCCUAUUUGCCAGAGGUCAUGGGCCCAGUGACCAUGAUCUUCGUUUUUUUGAUGUUGAGCUUCAGACCAUAAUUUGCGCUCUCCUCUUUCACCCUCAAUAAAAGGUUCUUUAAUUCCUCCUCACUUCCUGCCAUCAAGGUUGUGUCAUCUGCAUAUCUGAGGUUGUUAAUAUUUCUUCUGGCGAUCUUAAUUCCGGUUUGGGAUUCAUCCAGCCCAGCCUUUUGCUUGAUGAAUUCUGCAUAUAAGUUAAAUAAGCAGGGAGACAAUAUACAGCCUUGCCGUACUCCUUUCCCAAUUUUGAACCAAUCAGUUGUUCCAUAUCCAGUUCUAACUGUAGCUUCUUGUCCCACAUAGAGAUUUCUCAGGAGACAGAUGAGGUGAUCAGGCACUCCCAUUUCUUUAAGAACUUGCCAUAGUUUGCUGUGGUCGACACAGUCAAAGGCUUUUGCAUAGUCAAUGAAGCAGAAGUAGAUGUCUUCCUGGUACUCUCUAGCUUUCUCCAUAAUCCAGCGCAUGUUUGCAAUGCGCUGAGGAUGGGCUCCCUCCAAUAAAAACAGGGCUUAGUUAGGACAGCCUGGUGAAAUCCAGAUGUUUUGGACUACAACUCCCAUCAGCCCCAGAAGCUAGUGCAAAACAAGUGGUGAGGACAAGGCUAGGACUGUCUGCUCAGAGCAGACGUUUGGAAACAGCGCCCUCUGCUGGUGGAUGACUGGAAGUUUGCACUACUGCUGCUUACAUAUUGCAUCAGUGGCUCCCAGAGUGGGCAGCAGUGCCCCCUAGGGGCCGGUGGGAUUAAUUGUGCAAUUAAUUAUGUUUUGAAUGUCAUUGCGUUACUUCUCUCCCUUAGCUGUUCUGCAUAAUGUUUUUUAUAGGGUGGGGAGUUUAUGGAACCAAGGGGCAGUAGAGUCGGCCCCACCUGGCCUCAAAAAUUGGAAACCACUGGUUUGAAUACUCUUUUCUCUUAUCUACAGGUUGCAUUCGUCCCAUGAUGGCUGCUGUCCCCACUCUUACCUGCAGCGAUGACACAGACAGCCUCCCUUGCGCUGCACCCGUGCCCCUCCCACCCCCGACUCCCCAAGGCUUGAUCCCCGAGCCUGAGAUGGUGCUCACCCCCGAGCGAGCCUGUGUGAGGAGGCCGGGGGGCGGGAUCCUUCGGCGACCCCAGCAGGGGAAAGCACACCGUAGACAGGUGAGUGGGAGCUGGGAGCAUGAGGAGGAAAGUGGAGAGGAGGUGGUUUGAAACUACCAAAUCCGUCGCCAGAUUUCCCAUUAAUUGGGAAAUCUAUGCAGGAAGUAGGGACGCGGGUGGCGCUGUGGGUUAAAUCACAGAGCCCAGGGCUUGCCGAUUAGAAGGUCGGCGGUUUGAAUCCCCGCUACGGGGUGAGCUCCCGUUGCUCGGUCCCUGCUCCUGCCAACCUAGCAGUUCAAAAGCACACCAGUGCAAGUAGAUAAAUAGGUACCACUCCGGCGGGAAGGUAAACGGCGUUUCCGUGCGCUGUUCUGGUUCGCCAGAAGCGGCUUAGUCCUGCUGGCCACAUGACUGUACGCCGGCUCCCUCGGCCAGUAAAGCGAGAUGAGCGCCGCAACCCCAGAGUCAGCCACGACGACCUAAUGGUCAGGGGUCCCUUUACCUUUAUGCAGGAAGGCACAGAGGUAGAACUUGCCCACACCCUCUCCAGAGGGUAAGGGAUGUAGCCCAGUGGGACAGCAUCUGCCCUGCACCAGAAGGCCCCUCGUUGCACCCCAGAGAGGGAGGCCCAGGAUAGGUGCUGCCAGUAAGUGUCAGCAGUAUUGAGGUAUAAGGACCUCCAUGGUUUGGCUCAUCUUUCCUGUCUUCCUGAGGUGUUUGCUCACAGAACUGAGGUUGUUCUGGUGCUUUUAGGGACUUUUUUUCCCAAGAGGGCCAGAUUUGAUGAAGUGAGCAUGCAUGAGGGCCGACGAAAGUUAUUGAUUUUAUCUUAGGAUUGAAGUUGUUGAGCUUUCAACAACAAAAGGAUGUGGACUCCUUGGCCCUUGGCAGGUUUGGAAUAAACAUCCUCAAAUCUAUUAGUAGAACAUAUGACAGAUAAUGCAAUGAUAUGUACAAUUUUUAACAUGCAGAGAAUAAUAUGUGCAAACAAAUCAGAGGGGGGAGCUGAGGGAAGUCCUUAGGGGGUGGGAGAAGGGGGGAAAGGGGGGAAAAUGUAAUUGGUUAUUUUGAUUGAUAAUUUGUUUUGUUAAAUGGUUUAAUAAAAAUAUAUUUCUUUUUUAAAAAUAUUUUUAUUAGGAAUUUAAACAACGCAUAUUAUCUUAAAACAUAUCAUCCUUAAUUCCCCCCCCCCCAUACAACAACCCACCCUCCCCUCCCACCCUGACUUCCCUCAGCUCCAAUCUCUGGUUUCUCCAUAGAUGCUAUUCUCUGCAUGUUACAGAAUUGUAUAAAUCCUUCAUUUAUCUGACUGAUUAUUAUCUAUAAAAAGUUUAUGAGUGUUUAUUCAAAACCUGCCAAGGAGUCCAGUUUCACUUUGUUGCUUCUUUAAAUACUUUGCAAAAGGUUCCCAUUCAUUUUUAAAGUCACAGUUAUCCUUGUCCCGCAGUUUAUGUGUCAAUAAUAAAAAUAUAUUUAAAAAAGAAGUUGUUGAGCUUUUUUUACGGUUUCCCCCAAAGUUACUGAGCUUUUUUUUUAGGAUUGGAGUUGUUGACCACCUUUUAGGAUUUCCCCCCAGGAAAUAAACAGCCACAGAGGCCGGAAUUAACUGACUGGCGGGCCGGAUUAGGCCCCCGCAACGGACUUUGGACAUGCCUGGUCUUAUGGAUUUGCUCCUGGAUUUACUCCUGAGCCUUUUCUUCUGCGGAAGAUGUUUAUCAUUUUAGCAAGUUGUUCACAAUUCACCUCUUCUUCCCCAUCUCGACUGUCCAUUUCCAGGUUCGUUUCAGGCUGGGAUCCAAAUCCGAUGACAUCGGGCCGGUCCCCUCAGAUGCCCCGCAGCCUGGAACGGAGGUUGCCGUUCCUGCGAGGCGGGGAUCCCGGUCGGACGAUGUCCGGAUGGUCAGCCUCAACCCCCCCAAGCCCAGAGUGGAGGUGGUCCACAGCAGUGCAGGAGAAUCUCCCAUCACCAUCACGCUGGCGAGAGAGCCCUCCCUGAGUCCGGCAGGGGAGGAGAAGGAGGAGGAGACAGAAGAGGGAUCGUGUCCGCCCCACAACCUGCUGGCCGGCCCCGUUCCCCACAGCACUCUUGCCCUGGUGGCAGAAGUGCGCGCCAUGCGGGAGCAGGGCUUUAAUGCCCGGCAGGCUGCUGAACAACUGGUGCAGCGCUCUUUUGUCGCUCGCUGCGCUGUGGAAGCCCGGGCUGGCGAGGGUGAGUAUCGGGAGAUGAGCGUUGGGAGGUAAAAAGAAAGCCCUUCUUUGGGCAGCGCGUGGUUAACCUAUGGAACUCUCUGCCUCAGGAGGGUUAUCAAUGGUCGCUGGCCAGGAUUGCCUCCACAUCUGGAGGAAGCAAGGCGGCUUAAUCCCAGCUGCAUAAACAGCCUCGGUCCAGUAGACCUGAAGGAGCGUCUCCACCCCAACCGUUCAGCCCGGACACUGAGGUCCAGCACCUGGGGCCUUCUGACAGUUCCCUCAUUGCGAGAAGCAAAGCUACAGGGAACCAGGCAGAGGGCCUUCUCGGUGGUGGCACCUGCCCUAUGGAAUACCCUCCCACCAGAUGUCAAGGAAAUAAACAACCAUUUGACUUUUAGAAGACAUCUGAAGGCAGCCCUAUUUAGGGAAGUUUAUAAACUUUUUGAUGUACCGUAUUUUUCGCUCCAUAAGACGCACCGGCUUCUGGGAUAGCUGCAGUCUGCAUUCGCUUCAUAAGACGUGCACACAUUUCCCCUUACUUUUUAGGAGGGAAAAAGUGCGUCUUAUAGAGCGAAAAAUACGGUACUUUUAAUCUUUGUUGGAAGCUGCCCAGAGUGGCUGGGGUACAAAUAAUGAAUUUUAGUCCGUCUUCAAAUAUUCAGCUCCAGUUCGAGUGCGACGAGAGGCAUGAGAACUUCUCUCUCCAUCCAUUUUCUCCACGCAAUUCCCUGUUUUAUAAACUCCUCGGCCUUUUCUCCCAACACACCUUUCGCAGGUAUGAACAUCCGUCGGGAGCAACAACUCUAUCAAGGCCUCGUCAGCCUGGAAGUGCCAGAAGUUGAAUUGCUCAGCUCAGCCGUGCAGGAGAAACUCGCCCUCGUCCGGACCCGACCUGAACCCAGGAAGGUGAGCAGGGAAGGGGGGGCGGCAUUGAGGAUUCCCCAGAGCUGGAGGAGAUGGGUGACUUUAUAUUUUUUUAAACCAUUUUUAUUGAUUUUCCAAUAAAAAACAUCCAGUUAAUAUAUACAAUCAUAAUACUCCAAUUAAAAUUUAAAAAAAAAACUAAAAUAAAAAAAAACCAUUUUCUAGUCCAAAUUAUAAUUAUUAAUUUUUUUGAACUCCCCACAGUCUGGAUCUCUGAAGCAUAUCUCCACAUCUCAGUCCUGCCUCUCCUUGUUGCUUCCAUAUUUUCCACUAAUAAAAUAAUAAUAAUAAUAAUAAUAAUAAUAAUAAUAAUAAUAAUUUAUUAUUUAUACCCUGCCCAUCUGGCUGAGUUACCCCAGCCACUCUGGGCAGCUCCCAAUCAAGUGUUAAAAACAAUACAGCGUUAAAUAUUAAAAACUUCCCUGAACAGGGCUGCCUUCAGAUGUCUUUUAAAGAGAAGAUAGCUGCUUAUUUCUUUCACAUCUGAUGGGAGGGCGUUCCACAGGGCGGGCGCCACCACCGAGAAGGCCCUGUGCCAGGUUCCCUGUAACCUCACUUCUCGCAACCAGGGAACCGCCAGGAGGCCCUCGGAGUUGGAUCUCAGUGUCCGGGCAGAACGAUGGGGGUGGAGACACUCCUUCAGGUAUCCUGGGCCUUUGAGGCCAUUUAGGGCUUUCAAGCUCAGCACCAACACUUUGAAUUGUGCUCGGAAACGUCCUGGGAGCCAAUGGCGGUCUCUCAGGACCGGUGUUAUGUAGUCCCAGUCACCAGUCUAGAUUAAUUGCAGUUUCCGAAUCACCUUCAAAGGUAACCCCACAUAGAGCGUGUUGCAGUAGUCCAAGCGGGAGAUAACCAGAGCAUGCGCCACUCUGGCCAGACAGUCUGCGGGCAGGGAGGGUCUCAUCCUGCGUACCAGAUGGAGCUGGUAGACAGCCGCCCUGGACACAGAGUUAACCUGCACCUCUAUGGACAGCGGUGAGUCCUGAAUAACUCCCAGGCUGCGCAGCUGGUCCUUCAGGGGCACAGUUACCCCAUUCAGGACCAGGGAGUCCCCCACACCUGCCCGCCUCCUGUCCCCCCAAAACAGUACUUCUGUCUUGUCAGGAUUCAACCUCAGUCUGUUAGCCGCCAUCCAUCCUCCAGGCACUAUUUUGACGCUUUAUAAUUCUCCGUCCCCGAGUCUACGAUUCUCAAUCAUGUCCCACAUCAUAUACUUUCAUCGAGACAGGUGACUUUAACCCCACCCCCCAAAUUUGGAAAUAGCAGGUGGGGUGUCAAUCAAUGGUCCAAUGGGUUUACACCAGUGUAACGAGCGUCUCUCCAAACUGAAGGUCCAGCAACGGGGGUGAAUGGGCUGAGUGAUGUCCUGUGGAGGACGGGAAGGCGCUCCCUUAAGAUCAUCAUCAUCAUCAUAAUUUAUUAUUUAUAUCCCACCCAUCUGGCUGGGCUUCCCCAGCCACUCUGGGCGGCUUCCAACCAAAUAUUAAAAUACAGUAAUACAUCAAACAUUAAAAGCUUCCCUAAACAGGACUGCCUUCGGAUGUCUUCUAACAGCAAGCAUCCUGUUCUUGAGUGGCCAACCAGAUGGCUCUUUUGGAAAACCCGCAGGCAGGAUUCGAGCGUGAGAGCACUCUUCCCCUCUUGUGGUUUCCUGCAACCAGUGUUCACAAGGUUGACUGCCCUCUGACACUACCGUCAGCUCUCUUCUCUCAAGAAUUUGUCUAAUCCUCCUAGCGGUGCAGCAAUAAGAUUGCCAGGACGUUUGCAAAACUAAGGUUGCAAAUGGUUGGCGUUCCUGAAUUGCAGGGGUUGGACCGGAUGUCCCUUGGGGUUCCACAGUUUAAUAAUAAUAAUAAUAAUUUUUAUUUAUACCCCGGCCAGAGACUGGCUCAGGGCGGCUAACACCACCAAUAAAAUAAAAUCACAGUAAUAGGGGAAAAAGAGAGGGAGAAAAAAAACCCAAUUUAAAAUACUGGGUUAAAAUACAAUUUAAAAUGCAGCCUCAUUUUAAUAGUAGCCCAUAGAUCAAAACUAUAAGGGGAGGGAAACAUAACGGUCAGACUGAGUCCAAACCAAAGGCCAGGCGGAACAGCUCUGUCUUGCAGGCCCUGCGGAAAGAUGUCAAGUCCAGCAGGGCCCUAGUCUUUUGUGACAGAGCAUUCCACCACAUCGGGGCCAGUGCUGAAAAGGCCCUGGCCCUAGUUGAGACCAAUCUAACCACCUUGUGACUUGGGACCUCCAAGGUGUUAUUUGUGGACCUCAAGGUCCUCAGUGGGACAUAACAGGACAGGCGGUCCCAUAGGUACGUGGGUCCUAGGCCACAUAGGGCUUUAAAGGUCAAAGCCAGCACCUUAAACCUGACCCUGUACUCCACCGGGAGCCAGUGCAGUUGUUAAAAGCACUGAAUGACAUUGCGUUUCAUUAAGGACUUUAACAUCACACUUCAUUAAGGACUUUCCCUCCUAAGCAACCGUCCCGUCUCUCUCUGCUAGGAGCUGGAUUGCACAGGCCCCGACCUCCUGGCCUUCUACGACCCAGAGCAGCUGUUCACGGAGAGCCCCUUCCUGGAGGUGGAGGGUCUGCCCCCUCUGAAGCUGCAACCUCGAACUCGGGACCCAGCCACCACUUUCUUCAUGUACCGAAAGCUGCGCCAGUGGGACAGUUAAAGGGCCUUAGGGGAUGAUGGCCCGUCUGCCCCCCAAAACUGGACUCAAGACUGCUGUGUGGUGCAGGACUAUUUAUUCAAACGGGACUCCCUUUUGCACCCUUUCCCCACAGUUCGCUUUUCAUACAUAAAACUUAAUCCGAAGCACAUGUCCUCUCCAGUCUCCCAGUUAUUGAUCAACAGGGUGGCGUGUCUUCGCCUGAACGCCAACAGCCGCCCUCGAGUCUCUCUUAAAAAACCGCGCAGACCCUCUUCCCCCGAAUGUGGCGUUUAGCCCAACCUCCACACAAAACACAUAGAUUGGUAAUAAUCCGUAGGCUUUUAUUUAUAUAUAGAAUCAACUUUUUUUUUUUAAAGAAAGAACUCCAGAGAAGGGGUCCCCUUCAGAUACACCCCCAAAAAGGCAGAAAGGUCCCCCAGAAAGGUGGUGUUUUUUUCGUGGGAAACAAGAUGGUGGUGGUGUUGUUAAAAGUCGUCUCCCCGUCACACGCUGAAGGCAACACUCUGCUGAGCAAGGCAUCAGACUUGAAGAUGGGCAGGGUACGUCCGCAAUCCAGGCAUGCGUCUUCCUGCUGGCUGUGUGGGGGCAGAAUCCUCGUUGCCCCGGGGACUCUGGAGCAGGGAGAGGGGAGGCCUUGAACAUCUGCUGCUGGCCAAGGCAGGGGAGCGCCCCACCCGCUCCCCAAUACAGAUGUUAAGACACCCUUUGCAGGAGGUGGGUGGAAGCAGCAAAGAAAGGCUAGGUUUCCCUGUUGUUCUUCCAACCCAACCUGAAGCUAUCAAGGGACGAUCAGUGCCGCAGAUGCCCCCCUUUUGCACCAGCUUUUGAAUUCUUCUCUCUCCCUGGCUGCGGUGCUGGUGGGAGUUGUAGCACAGCAGCGCCCAGAAGGCGCCCGCUGGGACGUGGACGCCUCUUGAACAGGAAAUGGCAAAAGGGACAGAGAAAGAACUUCUUCUGCUAUGCUAAAACUCCCAGCCAUCCGGUCUCCCAGCUGCCCACCCUGCCUCUUCCCCCCCAGAUGUUGCUAAACUGUUGGCUUGAGCGACGGGGAGCUGAGCACCCGACAUAUUGGGGGUGGGGGAGCUGCAGCCCAUGCUCUCCCCGCUCCAGGGACUAAGAAAACGACACCUCGGUGCAAACG
Messenger RNA from Podarcis lilfordi (Lilford's wall lizard), 11667 nucleotides. The record is from the annotation of a GenBank genome assembly. NCBI's taxonomy places the organism in Eukaryota, Metazoa, Chordata, Lepidosauria, Squamata, Lacertidae.